Molecule: messenger RNA, 2087 nt
Organism: Cryptomeria japonica (Japanese cedar)
Lineage: Eukaryota; Viridiplantae; Streptophyta; Pinopsida; Cupressales; Cupressaceae
Product: equilibrative nucleotide transporter 1
Exons: 2
Coding region: 514-1929 (471 amino acids)
Biological process (GO): nucleoside transmembrane transport
Cellular component (GO): plasma membrane
Molecular function (GO): nucleoside transmembrane transporter activity
Source: RefSeq, a predicted model, not a curated record
GAAUAUUCUCGAUCCUUCUAAUCAAGCUUUUGAUUAGAAUUUUGAUUUUCACAGUCGAAACUCUAAUGAUAUGAAUAUUCUUGUCUAGAUUCCCGUCACAAUAUCAACCAAAAUGGAUACAAAUUUCAUUGCAAAAUGUGAUCUUUCUAGAUAUAGAUUUCUGAUUUAAGAGCAUAACUACAAACGUUACUUCAUCUUUUCGACUCUCAGUACUGAAGAGGAGGAUUGUACAGAUUGAAAGUUUCAUGGGCUGUUAUGAAUGCCUUCUGUACAACUAAUUCGUCUACACAAUUUGUUUCAAUCUUUUCUUCCUUCUUAUCUUUGAAUUCUUCAUCGCAAUGAUUUUAGCAAGCAGUCUAACGACCAGGAAAUAUAGUGGGUGGAGGAGGACUAGCAAAUUGUGCACUUCACCAUUAAAUAUCUUCCAGUGAGCUAGAAAAGCAUAACGAGAAGGCAAAAGCUAGCACUUCUAGGCUGCAGAUUCUUUUCGAUUCACUGAAAUUCGUGUCAUUUAUGGGAUUUUUCAGAAACCCAAGAGAGAAAAAUGGCGGGAAAGUUGAACUGGAUCUCCCGCCGCUUACAGACAAAGGAAAUUCUCCUCCCCCAAAAGAGAAAAAUGGCGGGAAAGUUGAACAGGAUCUCCCGCCGCUCACAGACAAAGACAAAGGAAAUCCUCCUCCCCCAAAAGACACCUUUAAUUUAGCCUAUAUCUCCUAUUUCACAUUGGGCACGGGAUAUUUGCUUCCAUGGAAUGCUUUCAUAACGGCAGUGGACUAUUUCAGCUACAUUUACCCAGGCAAGCGGGUAGACCGAGUUUUUUCUGUAGGGUACAUGGUAACAGGCCUAUUUUUUCUGCUGAUUCUGCUUACAUGGGCCCGGAGGAGGUUCAGUGCUCGAGUCCGGAUCAAUUUAGGGCUCCUUAUGUUUCUCCCCUGUUUGCUCGCUGUGCCAGUGAUGGAUGCCGCUUAUAUAAAAGGGCACAGGGGCUUGGAUUCGGGAUAUUAUAUUACUGUUGCUGCGGUUGUUGUGUGUGGCAUUGCAGAUGCAAUUGUGCAGGGAAGCUUGAUUGGCUCUGCCGGGGAGCUUCCUGAGGAAUUCAUGCAGGCUGUUGUCUCAGGAACUGCUGCUUCAGGUGUUCUUGUCUCUGCCUUAAGGAUUCUCACCAAAGCUGCCUUAGCGCAAGAUGUUCAAGGCUUGAGAACAAGUGCAAUUUUGUACUUCAUUGCCAGUAGUGUGCUUAUGGCAAUUUGUCUGGUAUGCUAUAACAUGGUAAACCAGCUACCAGUUAUUAAGUACUAUAAUGAGUUGAAAAGAAAGGCAGUAGAAUCAAAAUUCCUGCUGGGAAAUACAAUUGUCAACAAUUUGGCAGGCACCAAAGACAUAUCAAUCCCAGUUGCAUCAAACAAUCUCUAUGGUGCUCCUAACAAGGGAGGCGGAUCAAAUUUUUGGCACAUAUUAAGGCAAACAAAGUGGCUAGGAAUUGGGCUUAUCUUGAUUUAUGUUGUAACACUGUCAAUCUUUCCAGGUUACAUAACUGAAGAUGUGCAUUCACCUCUUCUAAAAGAUUGGUAUCCCAUCUUAUUGAUUGCUUGCUACAAUAUUUUUGAUCUGGUAGGAAAAUCUCUAACUGCAUAUUUGAUGCUUGAAAGUGCUGCAAUUGCCAUUGGUGGAUCUGUUGCAAGGCUAUUAUUCUAUCCUCUGUUUUAUGUGUGUCUUCAUGGGCCACAUUUCUUCCACACAGAGAUUCCAGUUGUAACCCUGACAUGUUUAUUAGGCUUGACAAAUGGGUACUUAACAAGUGUGAUCAUGAUUAUUGCUCCAAAAAAGGUUCCUUUACAGGAAGCAGAGGUUGCAGGCAUCAUCAUAGUUAUCUUCUUAGUAAUUGGAUUGGCAAUGGGCUCUAUUGUUGCAUGGUUUUGGGUCAUUUAAUUCCCUAUACCAUGGAGGGUUGUGCUCUAUUUAUCAUGCAAUGUUUAAGGCCACUUUCGUAGUUCCUUCCAACUGGUAAGCAGUUUUACUAAGCAAUUUGUAAACAUGGUUGUAAUUGCUUCUACUCUUCUAUUUAUAUAUAAAAAGUUCUUUUGAAA